Oncorhynchus tshawytscha (Chinook salmon) is the source of this 1499-nucleotide messenger RNA. Its product is annotated as coiled-coil domain-containing protein 8-like. Lineage: Eukaryota; Metazoa; Chordata; Actinopteri; Salmoniformes; Salmonidae. The transcript is spliced from 3 exons. Bases 121 to 1113 code for a protein of 330 amino acids. The record is from RefSeq and is a predicted model, not a curated record.
GGUCUGGGAUUCCUUUAUGAGGUGCAACCAAAACAGCUGUUAAACAUUGCAACAGGGAUAUUCUGGCAGGGUGUCUGUGUAGCAUUAGUUCUGAAUACGGUUGUGGUUUUGAUCACUAAAAUGGCUGUGACUUUUGGACUCUCUUUGAGUGUUUCUUGGCUUUGUUGCCUGCUAAUUGGAGGGAUAAAGUGUUUUCCACUUCAAGGUGGUGCUUAUGGGCAUCCUGCCUGCACUGGACCUGAACCAACUGGAUCCCAAGCAAGUGUGGUGUCUGGUCCAAAUGCUAAAGCUACUGGCUACAAUACCCUGGCAAGUGUGAUGCAGGGUCCAAAUGCCACAGCUGAAGCAACUGCUAAACAUACCUCUGCAGUAGCGGCUGCCGGCCCGCGCGCCUCUGCUGAAGCAACUGCCAGCCAUACCUCUGCAGAAGCGGCUGGCCCCCGCGCCUCAGCUGAAGCAACUGCCAGCCAUACCAAUGCAGUAGCGGCUGCCGGCCCCCGCGCCUCUGCUGAAGCAACUGCCAACCAUGCCUCGUCAGAAGCGGCUGGCCCCCGCGCCUCUGCUGAAGCAACUGCCAAACAAAGCUCUGCAGAAGCGGCCGCCGGCCCCCGCGCCUCUGCUGAAGCAACUGCCAACCAUGCCUCGUCAGAAGCGGCCGGCCCCCGCGCCUCAGCUGAAGCAACUGCCAGCCAUACAUCUGCAGUAGCGGCCGCCGGCCCGCGCGCCUCUGCUGAAGCAACUGCCAAACAUACCUCUGCAGAAGCAGCUGGACCCCGCGCCUCUGCUGAAGCAACUGCCAAACAUACCUCUGCAGAAGCGGCUGGCCCCCGCGCCUCUGCUGAAGCAACUGCCAAACAUACCUCUGCAGAAUCGGCUGGCCCCCGCGCCUCAGCUGAAGCAACUGCCAGCCAUACCUCUGCAGUAGCGGCUGGACCCCGCGCCCCUGCUGAAGCAACUGCCAACCAUGCCUCUGCAGAAGUGGCUGGCCCCCGUGCCUCUGCUGAAGCAACUGCCAAACAAAGCUCUGCAGAAGCGGCCGCCGGCCCCGCGCCUCUGCUGAAGCAACUGCCAACCAUGCCUCGUCAGAAGCGGCUGGCCCCGCGCCUCAGCUGAAGCAACUGCCAGCCAUACAUCUGCAGUAGCGGCCGCCGGCCCGCGCGCCUCUGCUGAAGCAACUGCCAAACAUACCUCUGCAGAAGCAGCUGGACCCCGCGCCUCUGCUGAAGCAACUGCCAAACAUACCUCUGCAGAAUCGGCUGGCCCCGCGCCUCAGCUAAAGCAACUGCCAGCCAUACCUCUGCAGUAGCGGCUGGACCCCGCGCCUCUGCUGAAGCAACUGCCAAACAUACCUCUGCAGUAGCGGCUGGCCCCGCGCCUCAGCUGAAGCAACUGCCAGCCAUACCUCUGCAGUAGCGGCUGGCCCCCGCGCCUCAGCUGAAGCAACUGCCAGCCAUACCUCUGCAGAAGCGCCUGGCCCCCGCGCCUCAGCUGAAGCAACU